CGGGCGCGUGUUCCUUCAGCUCCGGCCAGGCGGACGUGACAGCCGCAGACCUUUAACGCCAGAGCCCGAGGCCACGCGCCUCGGGGAACUUCUCCCGCGGCGGCCAAGGCAGCCCAGGUCAGCUUGGCCUCACACAAGCUCCUCAGGAGCCGCCGCGCGUCUCCUCAGGCCCGGCCCUCCCUCCACCUCGCUGGUCGCCGCAGCAUCCCGGGCUAUGGAGACCGGCUCCGACUCAGAUCAGCUCGAACGGGUCUUUUUACGACUUGGCCAUGCUGAAACAGAUGAACAGUUACAAAAUAUUAUAUCUAAAUUCCUUCCUCCUGUUUUGCUCAAACUGUCCAGCACCCAAGAAGGAGUACGGAAAAAAGUAAUGGAAUUGCUGGUCCAUCUGAAUAAACGUAUAAAAAGCCGCCCCAAAAUACAGCUUCCAGUAGAAACACUAUUGGUUCAGUACCAGGACCCUGCUGCAGUUUCCUUUGUCACGAAUUUUACUAUAAUUUAUGUUAAGAUGGGCUAUCCUCGUCUGCCAGUGGAAAAACAAUGUGAGCUGGCCCCUACGCUUCUUACUGCCAUGGAAGGGAAACCUCAGCCACAGCAGGAUAGCUUAAUGCAUCUUUUAAUACCAACUCUUUUUCACAUGAAAUACCCGGCUGAAUCAUCAAAAUCAGCUUCUCCUUUUAAUCUUGCUGAGAAACCAAAGACUGUGCAGCUGCUCUUGGACUUUAUGCUAGAUGUCCUUCUGAUGCCUUAUGGAUAUGUGUUAAAUGAAUCCCAGAGUCGCCAAAAUUCAUCUUCAUCACAGGGUUCUUCUUCAAACAGUGGGGGAGGUUCUGGAAUCCCACAGCCUCCCCCAGGAAUGAGCUUUUAUGCAGCUAAACGAGUUAUUGGUGAUAACCCAUGGACACCUGAACAGUUGGAACAGUGCAAAUUGGGUAUAGUGAAAUUUAUAGAAGCUGAACAGGUGCCUGAACUUGAAGCUGUUCUCCACCUGGUGAUUGCUUCUAGUGACACACGCCAUAGUGUGGCAACAGCAGCAGACCUGGAGUUGAAAAGCAAGCAGAGCUUAAUUGACUGGAAUAAUCCUGCCAUCAUUAAUAAAAUGUACAAGGUAUACCUUGGGGAUAUACCACUGAAAACAAAAGAGGGAGCAGUUCUAAAGCCAGAGCUGAAAAGAGACCCAGUCAGUACCAGAGUGAAGUUAAAGAUUGUUCCUCACCUCCUGCGUUCUAGACAAGCUGCUGAAACGUUCCCAGCUAACAUUCAGGUGGUAUAUGAUGGACUUUUUGGUACAAAUACAAACUCAAAGUUAAGAACACUGUCCCUGCAAUUUGUACAUCACAUUUGUAUAACUUGCCCAGAAAUCAAGAUUAAACCACUAGGUCCUAUGCUUUUGAAUGGUCUCACUAAGCUAAUAAAUGAAUAUGAAGAGGACCCUAAACUACUGUCAAUGGCAUAUUCAGCUGUUGGAAAGCUUUCCAGUCGAAUGCCCCAUUUAUUCACUAAGGAUAUAGCUCUUGUGCAGCAGCUUUUUGAAGCCCUAUGUAAGGAAGAACCUGAGACUCGACUUGCUAUUCAGGAAGCAUUAUCUAUGAUGGUUGGAGCUUAUAGUACCUUAGAAGGAGCACAGAGAACUUUAAUGGAGGCACUUGUAGCUUCAUAUUUAAUAAAGCCUGAAGUUCAAGUUCGGCAAGUUGCAGUGAAAUUUGCCAGCACGGUGUUUCCCUCAGAUCAUAUACCUUCCAGAUACUUGCUUCUACUAGCUGCAGGAGACCCACGAGAAGAAGUCCAUGGUGAAGCACAGCGUGUAUUAAGAUGUCUUCCUGGUAGAAACAAAAAAGAAAGUGCUUCUAAGCAGAUGCCAUCUUUUCCAGAAAUGGUAUAUUACAUUCAAGAAAAGGCCUCGCAUCGAAUGAAAACUCCAGUCAAAUACAUGACCGGAACGACUGUCCUUCCAUUUAAUCCAGCAGCAUUUGGAGAGAUAGUUUUGUACUUGCGCAUGUGCCUGGCUCAUAGUGCAGGGGUGGUGCCCACCUCUCAGAGUUUGGCUGAUAUGCAAGACCAUGCUCCAGCUAUUGGACGGUACAUACGGACUUUAAUGUCAAGCAGCCAGGCGACAGCUUCGUCCUCUAAUAAGAGUGGAGAAACCAACCCUGUUCAGAUCUACAUUGGCCUGCUUCAACAGCUGUUAGCAGGUGUUGGAGGUUUGCCAGUCAUGUACUGUCUAUUGGAAGCUGUGUCGGUGUAUCCAGAAAAAUUGGCUACCAAAUUUGUAGACAAAACAGAAUGGAUCAAGAGUCUGAUGAGUAGCAGUAAAGAAGAAAUGCGUGAAUUGGCGGCUUUGUUUUAUUCUGUGGUUGUGUCAACAGUAUCCGGAAAUGAGUUAAAGUCAAUGAUAGAACAGCUGAUAAAGGCCACAAAAGACAAUCAUAGCCCUGAGGUACAACAUGGAUCCUUGCUUGCCUUGGGAUUUACUGUGGGAAGAUACUUGGCUAAGAAGAGAGUGAGAAUGGCAGAACAGCGUGACCUGGAGACAGAUGCUGACAUCUUGCCUGAGCAAGAGGAGAUCAUUCGGAGUGCUACAGAAACAAUAGGUUCAUUUUUAGACAGUACAUCACCUCUGUUGGCAAUUGCUGCCUGUACAGCCCUGGGUGAAAUUGGCAGAAAUGGUCCUCUUCCAAUCCCCAGUGAAGGAUCUGGAUUUACUAAACUGCACCUAGUGGAAAGCUUACUCAAUAGAAUCCCUUCCAGUAAAGAAACAAAUAAGAUGAAAGAACGAGCAAUCCAAACAUUGGGCUAUUUUCCUGUUGGAGAUGGGGUUUUUCCCCACCAGAAACUCAUUUUGCAAGGUCUGAUGGAUUCUGUGGAGGCCAAGCAGAUUGAACUUCAGUUCACUAUUGGUGAAGCCAUUACCAGUGCUGCAAUAGGAACUAACUCUGUGGCUGCCCGAGAUGCCUGGCUGAUGACUGAAGAAGAAUAUAUACCUCCUGCUGGUGCCAAAGUGAAUGAUGUUGUCCCAUGGGUUUUAGAUAUUAUUUUAAAUAAACAUAUUAUCAGCCCCAACCCACAUGUGAGGCAAGCAGCCUGCAUCUGGCUCCUUUCUCUUGUGAGAAAACUAAGUACCCACAUAGAAGUGAAGUCCCAUCUUAAAGAAAUUCAGAGCGCAUUUGUUUCAGUUCUAUCAGAAAACGAUGAACUCAGCCAAGAUGUUGCCUCAAAGGGACUUGGGUUGGUUUAUGAGCUGGGCAAUGAACAAGAUCAACAAGAAUUGGUUUCUACACUUGUAGAAACACUUAUGACUGGCAAAAGAGUCAAACAUGAAGUUUCUGGAGAGACAGUAGUAUUUCAAGGGGGUGGCCUUGGCAAAACACCUGAUGGUCAGGGCCUUUCUACUUACAAGGAGCUUUGCUCUCUGGCAAGUGAUCUCAGUCAGCCAGAUCUGGUAUAUAAAUUUAUGAACCUGGCGAAUCAUCAUGCAAUGUGGAACUCCAGGAAGGGUGCUGCUUUUGGUUUUAAUGUAAUUGCUACCAGAGCUGGAGAACAACUGGCUCCUUUUCUGCCUCAACUAGUUCCUCGACUUUAUCGUUACCAGUUUGAUCCUAACCUUGGAAUUCGACAGGCUAUGACAAGCAUUUGGAAUGCAUUGGUCACCGACAAAUCAGUGGUGGAUAAGUAUUUGAAGGAAAUUCUUCAAGAUUUGAUUAAAAACCUUACUAGCAACAUGUGGCGAGUUCGAGAAUCCAGCUGUUUAGCUCUGAAUGAUUUAUUGAGAGGAAGACCUUUAGAUGACGUCAUUGACAAACUUCCAGAAAUGUGGGAAACACUUUUUAGAGUACAAGAUGAUAUUAAGGAGUCUGUCCGGAAGGCAGCAGAACUAGCUCUGAAAACUCUGAGCAAGGUUUGUGUGAAAAUGUGUGACCCUGCCAAAGGAGCAGCUGGCCAGAGAACCAUUGCUGUCCUCCUGCCCUGCCUUCUGGACAAAGGAAUGAUGAGUCCUGUGACGGAAGUCCGAGCCCUCAGCAUUAACACUCUUGUGAAGAUCAGCAAAAGUGCAGGAGCCAUGUUGAAACCACACGCACCCAAACUCAUACCAGCACUCCUAGAGUCCUUAAGUGUGUUGGAGCCUCAAGUUCUCAAUUAUUUGAGUCUCCGGGCUACAGAACAAGAAAAGGAUGCAAUGGACAGUGCUCGACUCAGUGCUGCCAAAUCCUCUCCCAUGAUGGAGACAAUCAACAUGUGCCUGCAAUAUCUUGAUGUUUCGGUGCUAGGUGAGCUAGUUCCUAGGUUAUGUGAGCUGAUAAGAAGUGGUGUUGGUCUUGGGACUAAGGGAGGCUGUGCCAGUGUCAUCGUGUCUUUAACUACUCAGUGUCCCCAGGACCUGACACCUUACUCAGGUAAACUUAUGAGUGCUUUGCUUAGUGGUUUGACAGAUCGGAACAGUGUAAUUCAGAAAUCCUGUGCAUUUGCCAUGGGCCAUUUAGUUCGGACUUCACGGGAUAGCAGCACUGAAAAACUGCUACACAAGCUCAAUGGCUGGUACAUGGAGAAAGAAGAACCUGUCUAUAAGACCUCUUGUGCUUUGACAGUUCAUGCAAUUGGAAGAUACAGCCCUGAUGUGUUGAAGAACCAUGCUAAGGAAGUUCUGCCCUUAGCAUUUCUAGGCAUGCAUGAAAUUGCUGAUGAGGAGAAAUCUGAAAAAGAAGAGUGUAAUAUGUGGACUGAAGUGUGGCAGGAAAAUGUACCUGGCUCCUUUGGAGGUAUUCGAUUGUACCUGCAGGAAUUGAUUACUAUUACCCAGAAGGCUUUACAGUCACAAUCUUGGAAAAUGAAAGCCCAGGGUGCAAUUGCUAUGGCAUCAAUUGCAAAACAAACAAGCUCUCUUGUACCACCUUAUCUGGGGAUGAUACUAAGUGCAUUGGUGCAAGGCCUGGCUGGGAGAACGUGGGCAGGAAAGGAAGAACUAUUGAAAGCCAUUGCCUGUGUAGUGACAGCUUGCAGUACAGAGUUGGAAAAAUCUGUGCCCAAUCAACCCACCACAAAUGAAAUUCUUCAGGCUGUCUUGAAGGAGUGUUGCAAAGAGAAUCUCAAAUAUAAGAUUGUUGCAAUCAACUGUGCAGCUGAUGUUUUGAAAGCCACCAAAGAAGACAGAUUCCGGGAGUUUUCUGACAUUGUCAUACCCCUCAUCAAGAAGAACUCACUUGAAAGCAUGGGAGUCCGUACCACCAAAGCUGAAGAUGAAAAUGAGAAGGAAAGAGAGCUGCAACUGGAGUCUCUGCUGGGCGCCUUCGAGAGCCUGGGCAAAGCAUGGCCCAGGAACCCAGAUACCCAACGUUGUUAUCGUCAGGAGCUGUGCAAACUGAUGUGUGAGCGGCUAAGACUCAGCACAUGGAAAGUGCAGCUAGGUGUCCUCCAGUCAAUGAACGCCUUUUUCCAGGGGUUAAUGCUUCUGGAAGAAGAACAUGCAGAUCCUGAAGCUCUGGCUGAGAUUCUUCUUGAAACUUGUAAAUCAAUUACUUAUUCUUUAGAAAAUAAAACCUACUCAUCUGUGAGAACAGAAGCUUUAUCUGUGAUAGAAUUACUGCUUAAAAAACUUGAAGAAGCUAAACAGUGGGAAAGUUUGACAGCAGAAUGCAGAGGACUUUUGAUUGAGUCUUUAGCUACUAUGGAGACAGACAACAGACCAGAGCUGCAGGAGAAAGCCUCAGUAUUGAAGAAAACACUUGAAAGUCUGGAAUGAACGAGAAGGGGAAGAAACAAACAAGUGCCAUGUUCUUUCGGGAUUGGAAAUGGUGGUGUUUUUUAAAAAACCAAGUUGGGGAAAGUAAAGGUGACUCUGUAGCAUGCAUCAUUCCGUGGCUGAAAUAAAAAAAAAAAAGCCUUAAAUUUUGCUCCUUAUUAGCUUUAUUUUACUUGUCUUUAAGUAUGUGGGUUAAGUGAGCUAUUGACUUGGGUUUUUGAAGGGUAAUUGUAAAUAUGUCUGGCAACCAUCAUUGCUAAAAGAAUUGAAACUAUUAUAAAUGAAAUACAGGGCAAGAGAGAUUAAAAUCUUAGACCUACAUCCAUGCUAAACUCAUUGUAGAAAGGGAUCCUGUGAAUCACUCAAUUUGUAAUCUUACUUCUUGUACUUCCUAAGAAAUAGGAUUGGGGAUGACAAAACUUCUUUUCUGAGGCCAGGAGCCAAGGCCACAGGCCCAAAGCUUAAUAUCCUGUCUUGGAUAUUUUCUCAACCUGUUACCAAACCAGUGUUUACCUUGCCCCAUCCUAGAAAUUACCAAAGUGAGGUACAUUUAGGGUGUCAUAUAACAGUUCCUGUACUAGAGCUAAACUGACUCUUAUCACUGGAUUCUUGGAAGUCAUAUGCUAUAUACUUCCUGUGCAUAGGUGGUCCAUUUUUAGGAAAUGGUUGUUCAGCAUGUUUAUAGGUCGAGAAUAAUUUGAGUUCCAUAAAAUUCUGAUUGAUGUCCUUUUACUGGAAGAUGAAAGUAGAUUGGAACAAGAUUCGAGCAAGUCUGUCUGUAUUUGUGAUCAUGUAUUUUUUCCAAAAUCUAAAACAGCAGUAAAAAUUAGAUUGCCUUGAUUUAGACCACUUAAAAAUCUCAAAACUGUAACAAUAACUUAACAUUUUCUAUUCCUGUCAUACAUACAUUAUGACUUGGAAGGAUAGAUGGAAAGCCUUUUAGUUAACUGAGAAUUUUUGUUUUUUAAGUGCCCUCUCUCAAAUUAGCAUGAUACCACUUCAAGUAAACUGUUGUUGUCAGGGUCUUUCUCCUGCUUUCUGCUGUUCCUGUACCUGCUGAAGGGUACAGAGUUGGUUUAACUUAAGUGUUUAUGGUAAGCUAAAAACUCUAGCUUGUCGUUUUGGAGCACAAGAUUGAUUUAUAUAUUCAGUACUAUCUCCUUGAUGACAUCAACACCUAGAAUCUUCGUGUUCAAUAUUUUUGGUCGAAACUCCAUGUUUAGUUUGGUAGUCUCCAGACCAGUGUAUUUCAAAAAUUUUUAACUGUGACUCACAAUAAAAAUAACUUAACAUCUGAUUCAGAAUGUGUGUGUGUGUCUGUGUGUGUGAGUGUUGGUGUAUGUAUGUGUGAAUGUAAAACUUUUUACUAAGUAUUUCAGGAAGAAAUACUUAGUUGCUAAGUUUGAUAUACUUUCAUCUUUGUCUUACUGUUGUAAAUGUUCUUCAGACUCACUAAAUUCAUUUCUUGAUUCACAAACUAGGUUGCUAUUUAAGUUUGAACAAUACUGCCACUGAUAAUACCUAAACUUCUACUGUGUUUGAGACUGUUUCUGAUUGAAAAAGGCGUUCUAACUAAAAUGUUCAUUGUUCACUCAGUAUCAUCUUUGCUGAUACUGGACUGUAGUAGUGAGUUUGUAGAACAUCGUGAAUUUUAAAGAAUCUGUUGUAGAAUUGCAUUUAAGAAUGGCUUUUGCUUUAGAGAAAAACAAAUGGCUUCAAAUGUUCUUUAGAAAGUUGUGGCCUCUCAGGAUGUGAUGUCUUUUUGGAUCAGCAUUGAAUGCACUAAGGACCUACCUGACUUUCAUUUGUAGUAUCCAAGUUGCUUCCGUGGCAAGAAUGCAAUGCAGGUCAGGUAUGUUAUUGAAGAUGAGAGGGUAAGGGCAAGAAUAAUGUACUUGGUCCGUAGCAAAUAUUGAAACCUCAUCAAAUCUUAGGCUUUUAAAGUUUUUUGUUAUUUAACAUUGGGGAUUUCCCUUGGUGCUGAGAUGGUGCUAAGACACCUGAACCUUAGUGCUAUUGCAUUACACUUCUUUUACUUUCCUGAGCACAUUUCUAAUAACAUAAUGUCUUCAUGUUCACCAGCCAAAUCAUUUUCACAGCUAGUAAUGCCAUGUUUCUGUUUCAAAUAUAGUUUGUGCUUGGUAUACAUAUAUAUGUUUAUUUUAAAAGGUUAAUAAUCAGGACUCUUUAAUUGUGGAAUGCUGAUACUGGUGAACACGUGGUAAAAGUACUUGUAUAUGCAUAUAUCAUCAGUCUUUACUUGCCAAAGCUAUCUUGAAUGACUUGAUUUUUCUCUAAAUAUUCAUUUCUGUUUGCCACACAAAUAACUAGUUUGGAGGACUUGUUACUUAUUCCUGCCAUUAGUUCAGUAACUAUAUCUUUAUUGAGACAUGAAAAGAUUUCUGGAUUGUAGCAGUUGGGUUAAACAUGAAAAUGGUCUAGUUUUGGUGGUCAAAAGUAGCUGUUUCAUUGAGUGUUUGUGUCCUACUUAUAGUUCCUAGAGGAUUUUGUCUAUAAUACAGUCCACUUAAAUAAGAGGGCUGCCAAAUCUCCAUUGCUUUGUUCUUCCAUUUUUUUAAACUCAUGUAUUUACAGUAAGAAAAAGAAUAAAGAUGUGACCUCACUGGUUGGUGCCCUAUCAGCAUUUGUGCUGUGUGAGCACUGCCUGCCCUUGUGGAACAUUUCUACCUGCUGCUGUCACAGUAUAUUCAUGCUGCUUGUUAAGUUCAGGGAGUUAUUUUGACAUUGGCACUUACUUAACUGUGCAAUCUGUCAUUAAAUGGAUGUAUAUGUAACAGAUUUUUGUAUUUUAUAUGCAACUUCAUAGAUCCUCUGCAAUAUGUACUUAGCUACCUAAGCAUGAAAUAGACUUAUUUGAAAGAAAACCUCACUCCCCAAAGAUAUUAAAUGGUAAAUAAAAACUGCAUGACCUGGU
This is a messenger RNA of Grammomys surdaster, 8669 nucleotides long. RefSeq names its product Ecm29 proteasome adaptor and scaffold (gene Ecpas). Gene Ontology annotation, molecular function: molecular adaptor activity. Gene Ontology annotation, biological process: proteasome assembly. The transcript is spliced from 49 exons. Bases 215 to 5734 code for a protein of 1839 amino acids. Gene Ontology annotation, cellular component: cytoplasm; nucleus. The record is from RefSeq and is a predicted model, not a curated record. NCBI's taxonomy places the organism in Eukaryota, Metazoa, Chordata, Mammalia, Rodentia, Muridae.